CUCAACCCCCACGUCUUCCGUGCCCGCGGCUCGCUGGAGUCCGUUUCCAUGGACAUAACCCACAACCUGGUUCCUGAGGCUGGCACUUGGUCCGAAGUCACACUCUGUGAAGGGCACAGAGGCAGGGAGCCAUACCCACCCCGAGGAUACUGAGGUCCGAAGAAGAUGCUGGUGGCAAGCAGGAGGAGGAAGUGCCACUGCUGUCGACCACCGCUGGCUCUGGAGCCAUCCCAGCCGUUGGGUUGUGUAAGAAGUCCGGGAACACGGUGGACCUCUGCCAGCCAGGCUCCAUUUCCAAACGAAACCGCAGGACCUUAUCCUUUCUCUUUUCUUCCCCCAAGUCCACCAGGAGCCGUUCAGGCUGCCCAGAUCGUGGGUGGGCGCGAGGCUCGGCCCCAUUCUCGGCCUUAUGCGGCCUCCCUGCAGCUGACCAGGCUCCCCGGGAGCCACUUCUGUGGUGGCACGCUGAUCCAUCCCAGAUUCGUGCUGACGGCUGCCCACUGCCUGGAGGACAUCCCCUGGCAGCUCGUGACGGUGGUGCUGGGUGCCCACGACCUGCAGAGCCCCGAGCCCGAGCAGCAGAGGUUCACGAUCACUCAGGUCUUCCAGAACAACUACAACUCCGAGGAGCACCUCAACGACGUGCUGCUGGCUCAGCUGAACCGGCCAGCCUCCCUGGGCCAGCAGGUGGCCGUGGCCUCUCUGCCUCAGCAGAACCAGUCUUUGCCCCAGGGCACCCAGUGCCUGGCCAUGGGCUGGGGCCGCCUGGGCACCAACGCGCCCACGCCGCGUGUGCUGCAGGAACUGAACGUCACGGUGGUCUCCUUCCUGUGCAGGGAACACAACGUGUGCACGCUGGUGCCACGGCGGGCAGCGGGCAUCUGCUUCGGAGACUCGGGCGGCCCCUUGAUCUGCAAUGGCGUCCUUCAGGGGGUCGACUCCUUCGUGAUCCGAGAAUGCGCCUCCCUCCAGUUCCCGGAUUUCUUCGCCCGGGUGUCCUUGUAUGUGGACUGGAUUCACUCCAUCCUGCGGGGCGCAGGGCCCUGAGCUGCCCUUCUGUGCUCCAAGACAGCCUACCCAACUCUCCUGAAUAAAAGCUGAGACGU
Psammomys obesus (fat sand rat) is the source of this 1106-nucleotide messenger RNA. RefSeq names its product myeloblastin. The record is from RefSeq and is a predicted model, not a curated record. The transcript is spliced from 6 exons. NCBI's taxonomy places the organism in Eukaryota, Metazoa, Chordata, Mammalia, Rodentia, Muridae. Gene Ontology annotation, molecular function: serine-type endopeptidase activity. Bases 166 to 1047 code for a protein of 293 amino acids. Gene Ontology annotation, biological process: proteolysis.